CAAUCCACUCCCCGAGGUAUUUUGUCUUCCCGAGUUUUUAUCUUGUUCCGCACUUUCUCUGCAUCUCAUUGUAUUGUCAUCUCUUUAAUUUUCCUUUUGUCGCUAUUUUUUACAGAACCAUCCUACUAUGACUUCCCUUCCUCCUCUUCCUGAGGGUGGAGAAGUCGAAGAACAGGCCAUCGUUGCCGAAGAUAUUCAAGGUUCUUCUAUUCCCGAAAGUGAAGUCGCGGGUUCUCACAAAUCUGCGGCUUCUCGUGAAAAAGAAAUUGAGUCUGAAGCCAGUGAGUCGACGCAAUCCCUUCCUCCUGCCGUUUCUCCAAGGAUCAAAAGGAAAAGGAAUGAUGCCGAGGAUUCUGGCACCUCUAAGGCUGAAGAAGUUGUUCCUUCUCAUCCGAAGGCAGCUUAUGAUCCUUAUAUUGAAUCCCUCGUCAGCUCUGAUGACGAGGAAGAAGUACCAACUACUGACGUGGCUCCUCGGACAAGCACGUCACGUACUGUACUUGCCUCAGACACGCUAGUUGAAGGAGAAGAAACCUCGCCUCCUCAACAAAACGUCGUCACCACUACUCCACCAUCAAGCCCCCUUGCUCCUUCACCAAAAAGGACAAGGGUUGAAAAGAUUGUUGAACCUGCCCCUCAGUUGGGCAGUUCGUCGACUCUGCUCUUGGAUGAUCCUAUGAUCAAAGAUCUUCUCCGCAUCGGCUCCCAAUUUAUUGGGUACCGUGAAUAUGCUAACAGAGCCAAAGGUAACGACCUUUAA
Messenger RNA from Lolium perenne, 760 nucleotides. The record is from RefSeq and is a predicted model, not a curated record. Lineage: Eukaryota; Viridiplantae; Streptophyta; Magnoliopsida; Poales; Poaceae.